GGUGGAGCGAAGGGAAAGUCGGACCGCAAAGAGCCACGUGUCUUUGUGAUGGGAUCCACAUGGCGCACGCCUGCCCACUGCGGCGAGAGGGCGCGCCCAGCGUAAAUGAAUUGGCUGUAUGGCCAUCUAGGUUGCUUCUGCUCCACUCACAUCGAUCUCAUUUUCCAGCCCUUUUCGAAAGAGCCAAGAUGAGACUGAAGUGGAAGAAGAAGAGGAUGCGUCGCCUUCGUAGGAAGAGAAGAAAGAUGAGACAGAGACUAGGCUCUCGAGCUAGCAUCAUCACUUCCUCUAGCGGGCGAAGCUCAAUGAACUCCCGCAAAUCAAUUCUCUGUGUCAUCAACUCAAACAAACCUAUCAACGUCGAACCUGAGGUCAACGUGGGUAGCAGCAUCUAGGCAGUCGUUCCGAGGCGUGUCGUGUCGGUGUUGGGCGCUUUCAUACGUGGUCUUUCAUUAUGCGGCCACCUCCCCGGCCGUUGAACUGUUUUCUACUCCCGUCUCCUCAGAAUAAAAAGAUCCUUCUAAGAUCAAAGUGCAUUCGUGUCGUGCUGCCAUUCAUAGUGAACAACGGG
Acaromyces ingoldii is the source of this 571-nucleotide messenger RNA. RefSeq lists its product as hypothetical. The record is from RefSeq and is a predicted model, not a curated record. NCBI's taxonomy places the organism in Eukaryota, Fungi, Basidiomycota, Exobasidiomycetes, Exobasidiales, Cryptobasidiaceae. Bases 60 to 395 code for a protein of 111 amino acids. Gene Ontology annotation, molecular function: structural constituent of ribosome. Gene Ontology annotation, biological process: translation. The transcript has 5 exons. Gene Ontology annotation, cellular component: ribosome.